AUGAAUUUAAUAAAGAAAUCCGUUUUCGAAGCAAACAUGUCGCUCGACAGAUACAAAAUGGAAUUAUCGUUGCUCAUCGUCUGCCUGAUAAUUUGCUGCCAUUGCCAGGAAACCGAAAAACGAGAAGAAGAAAAGGAGAUCUUCGAAACGGCCGAAAGGAGCUUCAGACCGUUAUUUUUGUAUCGAAGAAGGCAAGUUCAACGAACCGGAAACGCUGCUAAUAAUAACAAUAACAAUAAUAACGCAAACAGAAACGGUUAA
Molecule: messenger RNA, 261 nt
Organism: Phyllotreta striolata
Lineage: Eukaryota; Metazoa; Arthropoda; Insecta; Coleoptera; Chrysomelidae
Source: the annotation of a GenBank genome assembly